AUGACACAUUCAGGUAACAUAAUAUCAGCAGAUAACACUGAUAAUGAAUUUGAUGAUAUUUCGUCGUUUUCCUCAAUCGAUUCCUAUCAACCAGAACCAUUCACAGGAUUGAAAGGUAACGAACUCCCAAAUGCACAACCCUCCACCACAGCAACAACAACAGAACAAGAUCACGACGAUACCGUCAUUUCGUCACAUUCUCACGAUACCAAACAUGGCGAAGAACCAUCAAGGACAAGCACAGCGACUUUGAAAAAAUUAGACUCAAACGUGAAUGAUAUUGAAAAAACCAUGACUACAAACAUCAUGAAUGAUAAGACUGAAACAUUGGAUUCUUUAGUGAAACAAGGGCUUAAUACUCGUAAGAAAUCAGUGGCUGAUAUAAACACUCCUUUGAAUGCUGGAACCGCUGAAUUCCCUGAGGAAUAUAGAAUUGAGACGGAAACAGGAUUAGUGAAAGCUAAGACCAUUGAAUCAUUGAGAAGGCAAGAAUCUAUUGCUUCAGCGAAUUCUAGAAGGAGUCAAGAUCAAGGUUCUUUCAAAUCGGCAAGGACUAAUAAUACGAGGAAAAGUCGGGCUUCUUCUUCUUUGGAUCCAAAUAAAUUAAAUAUGGCUGUGGAGAAGAAUAAAAAGGAAUUAGAAAAAUAUUCAAAACAUAAACAACAAAAAGGUAUUAAAGGGUUCUUCAAUAGGUUAUUUGAUUAA
Naumovozyma dairenensis CBS 421 is the source of this 705-nucleotide messenger RNA. RefSeq lists its product as uncharacterized. The transcript has a single exon. The record is from RefSeq and is a predicted model, not a curated record. The coding region runs from base 1 to 705 and encodes 234 amino acids. Lineage: Eukaryota; Fungi; Ascomycota; Saccharomycetes; Saccharomycetales; Saccharomycetaceae.